Emiliania huxleyi CCMP1516 is the source of this 8751-nucleotide messenger RNA. RefSeq lists its product as hypothetical. The record is from RefSeq and is a predicted model, not a curated record. The coding region runs from base 1 to 8751 and encodes 2916 amino acids. Gene Ontology annotation, biological process: biological process involved in interspecies interaction between organisms. The transcript has 23 exons. Gene Ontology annotation, cellular component: external side of plasma membrane. Lineage: Eukaryota; Haptophyta; Isochrysidales; Noelaerhabdaceae. Gene Ontology annotation, molecular function: carbohydrate binding.
AUGGAGGCGCAGACCUGCAGCGACGGCUACACCGCCAGCCCUCACCCCGACGAGCCUCGGAGCGACGGCCGCUACACCUGCUACCCGCCUCACUGCCGCUGCGACGCGUCCAAGUGCUCGAGCGGCUUUGACGACUGCUGGACGACUGCUGGCACGCCAGACGAUGAGGAACAGACGUGCCGCGACGGCUACUUGCCGAUCGCGACCAAUGACUGGGGGCUCAAGUGCUCGAGCGGCGGCGACGACUGCUGGGCGGACCCGAACAUGGAGGCGCAGACCUGCAGCGACGGCUACACCGCCAGCCCUCACCCCGACGACCCUCGGAACGAAGGUCGCUACACGUGCUACCCGCCUCACUGCCGCUGCGACGCGUCCAAGUGCUCGAGCUACGGCAACGACUGCUACGCGGACGGCACGCCAGACGGUGAGGCGCAGACGUGCCGCGACGGCUACUUGCCGAUUGCGAUCCGCGACUGGCACAAGUGCUCGAGCGGCGGCGACGACUGCUGGGCGGACCCGAACAUGGAGGCGCAGACCUGCAGCGACGGCUACACCGCCAGCCCUCACCCGGACGAGCCUCGGAACGAAGGUCGCUACACGUGCUACCCGCCUCACUGCCGCUGCGACGCGUCCAAGUGCUCGAGCCGCGACGGCGACGACUGCUACGCGGACCUGAGGUACGAGGCGCAGACGUGCCGCGACGGCUACUUGCCGGCCCCCGCUCCGCCACCAUCGCCCCCUCCGACUCCCUGCGUCCACGACGACAGCAAGUGCUCGAGCAGCGGCAACGACUGCUACACCUACAGCGAGUCUGAGGCGCAGACCUGCAGCGACGGCUACACCGCCAGCCCUCACCCCGACGACCCUCGGAGCGACGGCCGCUACACGUGCUACCCGCCUCACUGCCGCUGUGACGCGUCCAAGUGCUCGAGCCGCGACGGCGACGACUGUUUGGCUUUCCCAGGUCACGAGGCGCAGACGUGCCGUGACGGCUACUUGCCGAUCGCGAUCAAUGACUGGCACAAGUGCUCGAGCGACGGCGACGACUGCUGGGCGGACCCGAACAUGGAGGCGCAGACCUGCAGCGACGGCUACACCGCCAGCCCUCACCCCGACGAGCCUCGGAGCGACGGCCGCUACACCUGCUACCCGCCUCACUGCCGCUGCGACGCGUCCAAGUGCUCGAGCGGCUUUGACGACUGCUGGACGACUGCUGGCACGCCAGACGAUGAGGAACAGACGUGCCGCGACGGCUACUUGCCGAUCGCGACCAAUGACUGGGGGCUCAAGUGCUCGAGCGGCGGCGACGACUGCUGGGCGGACCCGAACAUGGAGGCGCAGACGUGCAGCGACGGCUACACCGCCAGCCCUCACCCGGACGACCCUCGGAACGAAGGUCGCUACACGUGCUACCCGCCUCACUGCCGCUGCGACGCGUCCAAGUGCUCGAGCGCCGGCGGCGGCGACUGCUACGCGGACGGCAGGCCAGACGGUGAGGCACAGACGUGCCGGGACGGCUACUUGCCGAUCGCGAUCCGCGACUCGCACAAGUGCGUCGAGCCGACGUGCUGGGCGGACCCGAACAUGGAGGCGCAGACCUGCAGCGACGGCUACACCGCCAGCCCUCACCCGGACGACCCUCGGAACGAAGGUCGCUACACGUGCUACCCGCCUCACUGCCGCUGCGACGCGUCCAAGUGCUCGAGCCGCGACGGCGACGACUGCCACGCGGACGGCACGCCAUACGGUGAGGCGCAGACGUGCCGCGACGGCUACUUGCCGAUUGCGAUCCGCGACUCGCACAAGUGCUCGAGCGGCGGCGGCUGCUGGGCGGACCCGAACUACGAGGCGCAGACCUGCAGCGACGGCUACACAACCAGCCCUCACCCCGACGACCCUCGGAACGAAGGUCGCUACACGUGCUACCCGCCUCACUGCCGCUGCGACGCGUCCAAGUGCUCUAGCCGCGACGGCGACGACUGCUACGCGAGUCCACCCGGUGAGGCGCAGACGUGCCGCGACGGCUACUUGCCGAUCGCGAUCCGCGACUCGCACUCGGGCGGCGACUGCUGCGGGGACGACGGCGGCUACUGCGGCAGCGAGUGGGUCUCGACGGACGCAUCGACGUGGAUUGAUACUUGCACUGGGCUCGACUUCAUCCGUGUCUCUCCAGGCUGCGGUGUGGAGGUGGCGACCGAGACCGGCGGCGGAGGAGAGACAUUCACGUACGACUCCAGCGUGCUCGUGUGCGGGUACGAGUGCGAGCCUCGGCCAACGCCGGGCUGCGACAGAGUGCGCUCGCUGCGACUGUUUCCGCUCGCGCCGCCGCCACCGCCGCACCCGCCGUUCCAGCCGGGCCAGGCACCUGCUCCGCCCCCUCCGUCUCCCUGCGUCCACGACGACAGCAAGUGCGUCGAGCCGACGUGCUGGGCGGACCCGAACAUGGAGGCGCAGACCUGCAGCGACGGCUACACCGCCAGCCCUCACCCGGACGAGCCUCGGAACGAAGGUCGCUACACGUGCUACCCGCCUCACUGCCGCUGCGACGCGUCCAAGUGCUCGAGCCGCGACGGCGACGACUGCUACGCGAGUCCACCCGGUGAGGCGCAGACGUGCCGCGACGGCUACUUGCCGAUCGCGACCAAUGCCGGGCACCACAAGUGCUUGAGCGGCGGCAACGACUGCUGGGCGGACCCGAACAUGGAGGCGCAGACCUGCAGCGACGGCUACACCGCCAGCCCUCACCCGGACGAGCCUCGGAACGAAGGUCGCUACACGUGCUACCCGCCUCACUGCCUCUGCGACGCGUCCAAGUGCUCGAGCCGCGACGGCGACGACUGCUACGCGAGUCCACCCGGUGAGGCGCAGACGUGCCGCGACGGCUACUUGCCGAUCGCGAUCCGCGACUCGCUCAAGUGCUCGAGCGGCGGCGACGACUGCUGGGCGGACCCGAACAUGGAGGCGCAGACGUGCAGCGACGGCUACACCGCCAGCCCUCACCCGGACGACCCUCGGAACGAAGGUCGCUACACGUGCUACCCGCCUCACUGCCGCUGCGACGCGUCCAAGUGCUCGAGCCGCGACGGCGACGACUGCUACGCGAGUCCACCCGGUGAGGCGCAGACGUGCCGCGACGGCUACUUGCCGAUCGCGAUCCGCGGCUCGCACAAGUGCGUCGAGCCGACGUGCUGGGCGGACCCGAACAUGGAGGCGCAGACCUGCAGCGACGGCUACACCGCCAGCCCUCACCCGGACGACCCUCGGAACGAAGGUCGCUACACGUGCUACCCGCCUCACUGCCGCUGCGACGCGUCCAAGUGCUCGAGCUACGGCAACGACUGCUACGCGGACGGCACGCCAGACGGUGAGGCGCAGACGUGCCGCGACGGCUACUUGCCGAUCGCGAUCCGCGGCUCGCACAAGUGCUUGAGCGGCGGCGAUGACUGCUGGGCGGACCCGAACAUGGAGGCGCAGACCUGCAGCGACGGCUACACCGCCAGCCCUCACCCGGACGAGCCUCGGAACGAAGGUCGCUACACGUGCUACCCGCCUCACUGCCGCUGCGACGCGUCCAAGUGCUCGAGCUACGGCAACGACUGCUACGCGGACGGCACGCCAGACGGUGAGGCGCAGACGUGCCGCGACGGCUACUUGCCGAUUGCGAUCCGCGACUGGCACAAGUGCUCGAGCGGCGGCGACGACUGCUGGGCGGACCCGAACAUGGAGGCGCAGACCUGCAGCGACGGCUACACCGCCAGCCCUCACCCGGACGAGCCUCGGAACGAAGGUCGCUACACGUGCUACCCGCCUCACUGCCGCUGCGACGCGUCCAAGUGCUCGAGCCGCGACGGCGACGACUGCUACGCGGACCUGAGGUACGAGGCGCAGACGUGCCGCGACGGCUACUUGCCGUGUGCUGCUCGCGGCUACGAGUAUGUCGGGUGCAACUGCGACCCGGCUUCUGAAUGCUCGCCGUGGGGCUCGAGCUCAGGCGGCGACUGCUGCGGGGACGACGGCGGCUACUGCGGCAGCGAGUGGGUCUCGACGGACGCAUCGACGUGGAUUGAUACUUGCACUGGGCUCGACUUCAUCCGUGUCUCUCCAGGCUGCGGUGUGGAGGUGGCGACCGAGGCCGGCGGCGGAGGAGAGACAUUCACGUACGACUCCAGCGUGCUCGUGUGCGGGUACGAGUGCGAGCCUCGGCCAACGCCGGGCUGCGACAGAGUGCGCUCGCUGCGCCUGUUUCCGCUCGCGCCGCCGCCACCGCCGCAUCCGCCGUUCCAGCCGGGCCAGGCACCUGCUCCGCCCCCUCCGUCUCCCUGCGUCCACGACGACAGCAAGUGCUCGAGCAGCGGCAACGACUGCUACGUGAACCCGGACUACGAGGCGCAGACCUGCAGCGACGGCUACACCGCCAGCCCUCACCCCGACGACCCUCGGAACGAAGGUCGCUACACGUGCUACCCGCCUCACUGCCGCUGCGACGCGUCCAAGUGCUCGAGCCGCGACGGCGACGACUGCUACGCGGACGGCACGCCAGACGGCGAGGCGCAGACGUGCCGCGACGGCUACUUGGUCGUCCCUGUCAAUGACGGGCAGUACACGUGCUGCUUCGACUUCGACCAGCCGCCGUCGUCGCCUUCGGCUCUCGAGUGCGACACGCUCGAUUUUCAGAUCUUCACGAACACCGACUGCAGCGGCUCGCCUGCCGUGACGUCGGCGAUGUCCGACCGGACGUGCGUGGCGACUCCGGACUCGGUGCUGACGGGUCAGUAUUUUGACGUCGACUUUACGCACUGGGGGAUGCACGCCACCAGUGAGACGCUCGUCCACGCGUGCUCCGACAGCUCGAUGGACAGUUGCGUGGAUCAGUUCGAUGGUGGCGAGCGCUGUUCCGACGUGCCAUUUGAGACGUGCGUCGCGAUAGACGAGGCCCGAUCCACCGGCAUCAAGAUUACGUGUGCACCGGCCGUCGACUGCGCCGUGCCGAGUGAGGGCGUGUGCCUCGAAUACGGCAGUGUCGACAGCGACUGCUGUGGCAACUCUGACGUGGUCGGCUGCGCGAGCGGCUACAUCCUCUCCCUGCAGAUCGCGAUCGACGAGGGCGGCACGUGGGCGCGGCCCGCCGAUGCGGGCUUCUAUCCGCAGUGCGCAAGUGGAGGCCAGAAGAUUGGCAACACGUGCUGCACACCAGAUCCUUCGCCGCCGCCGCCGUCGCCCGCCGAGUGCUGCGCGGACGUGUGCCCGACGCGCUCGUACUGCGAGGCGGAGGGGAUCGGCGGCGGCUACUGCAACUGCGGCGACUGCGGUGUGCCCUCGUGCGGCGACUGCGAUUGCAACCAUUACGGCGAGCAGUGCUGCGACUUUAGCGGCGGCUGCGAUCCGACGUGCGGCGGCGAGCCGUCAAUGUGCCGCGACAAUUCGAACGACUGCUGCGCGAACGAGGCGAUGGGCGAGGCUGCCGUGUGCGAGGCGGGCUAUGUGCCGACUGUCCAGCCGCAGAGCUACGACGACUGUCCCAACUACACGUGCAUGCCGGCGCCGCCGCCGUCGCCGACUUGUGUCGACGACCCCAAGGGCAUCCUCGCUGCCGACGCGUACCUAAGCCCUGGCGGCACCACCUGCGCGGAGAAGAUGGCGCAGGUUGGAGCGACGUGCGAGACCAUCGACGAGGACUACAACGGCUACCGCGUCUCCUACGCGCAGCUCUGCCCAGCGACGUGCGGCACGUGCGCCUCGUACACCGAGCCAGAGUGCCACCGCCCAGAGGUGUGCUGCUGCGAUCCGCCGCCGCCCUCGCCGCCGCUGCCUUUUGGCCUGUCGGCGGUCUCGCCGGACGCGCUCACCUUUUCCGAGGCGGUGGCCUGGUGCGCCGCGCAAGGGCUCACUCUCGCCAUGCCGCGCACCGAGUCGGAGAAUGAGGCCGUGUACGCUGCGUGCCAGUCGUACUACGCUUGCUGGCUCGACGCGCGCGAGAAUGCGGCCGGGGAUGGAUGGGUGGACGGCGACGGCAACGCGCUGACGUACACGAACUGGGAUGGCGGCGAGGGGUCGUGCCACUGCGGCGAGAAUCGCAUCUUCAUCAACAGGGUUGGGACGGCCGAAUGGCACGAUGUGGGCGAGGGCGGCGACGGGCAGACACACGCCAUUUGCCAGCAGCCGUCGGGUUCGAUUUCGCCGUCGCCGCCGUCGUCGACUGUGUGCGACACGUCGCAGUGUGCAGAAUACAGUCCGACGUCGCAGGACGACGACUGCUGCGCGCUCGAUUCGGACAUCUACUGCAUGAACGGCUACACGCUCUCGCGCGUGAUGCCGGGCACGCCUGGUGUGACGUGGCUCAAUGGUCAGAUGUCGGGCUGCGAAGGCUACGGCGGCAACACGUGCUGCUCGCCGCCAGAGAGUCUGGCACCGCCGCCAUCGCCGAGCUCCUGCGCGAGAGGGUACACCGCGGUGUCCGGCGAAGGCUGCUCGAACUACAUCCACAUGGAUGACGCCAGCACCUACGGCGUUCAGGGAGGAUCCACGACCCUCGAGGAGUGCGCCGCGGCCGUGCAGGCUCUCAACGGGCAGGAUGGCUGCGUGGGCGAGUACUUCUUCUUCGAGACGGACGGCUACUGCAACUGCCCAACGGACGCGUGUACGACAGGCUCGGAGAAUAGCAACGCGGGCGGCUCGGGGCAGCUCUACCGCUUCAACAGCGAUUGCGACUCGUCGCCGUCGUCACUGCAAUACGUCGGAUCGCCGCAGCAAGGCUACGCGGGCGCGAUGGCGUACUGCGCGACGCUCGGCGGCACGCUUGCGUCAGCGACUGCGGAGUUGCAGGCGAUGUACAGCACUUGGACGUCGGCAGAGAUCUGGAUCUUGGAUAGCGGCUCUGGCGGAUCGAGCUUGUACGACACUUGCCAUGCUGGCGGGUGUCCAUGCAUCAAUUGUGCAUACGCAUCAGAGGCGUGGGGCUACGGGGCGGAAAAUGAGCUCAGCUGCUAUGGCGGCAUCUCAGGCAUGGCGAGCAACCUGGAGCACGCGUGUUGGGCGGAGCUGGACACGCGGCCAUCGUGCUGCGGCUACUGUGGGCCGUGGGCGGGCAGUGCCGACGGCACGCAGUGGGUGGAGACGUGCCACCACCUCGACAUCAUUCGAGUGACGCCCGGAUGCUCGUAUGAGCUGGAACGCUCGGACGGGCAGCGCUUCACGUUCCAUCAGGACACGCGCGUCUGUGCCAACACCGUGGGGUGUGACAGCGUGCGCCGCAUUCGGCUUCACCACAAUCGAUGGAACGGCGCGCUCAUACGAUGGCUGCGCGACCCGGUGCGCAUCUGCGGGCAUGAGCCUCGCAUGUAUCACGUCCGCUUCGGAGAUGGCGCUUGCGUGGGCCGCGGCCGGCGGCAGCGGUGCAUACAUUGGGCUCCGGCAGCCGUCCUCUCAGCAAGGCUCCAGUGGCUGGGCUUGGCCGACGGGUGUGUUGCUCGCGGCUACGAGUCGGUCGGGUGCAACUGCGACCCGGCUUCUGAAUGCUCGCCAUGGGGCUCAAGCUCGGGCGGCGACUGCUGCGGGGACGACGGCGGCUACUGCGGCAGCGAGUGGGUCUCGACGGACGCAUCGACGUGGAUUGAUACUUGCACUGAGCUCGACUUCAUCCGUGUCUCUCCAGGCUGCGGUGUGGAGGUGGCGACCGAGACCGGCGGCGGAGGAGAGACAUUCACGUACGACUCCAGCGUGCUCGUGUGCGGGUACGAGUGCGAGCCUCGGCCAACGCCGGGCUGCGACAGAGUGCGCUCGCUGCGCCUGUUUCCGCUCGCGCCGCCGCCACCGCCGCACCCGCCGUUCCAGCCAGGCCAGGCACCUGCUCCGCCCCCGCCGUCUCCCUGCGUCCACGACGACAGCAAGUGCUCGAGCAGCGGCAACGACUGCUACGUGAACCCGGACUACGAGGCGCAGACCUGCAGCGACGGCUACACCGCCAGCCCUCACCCGGACGAGCCUCGCAGCGAGUGGCGCUACACGUGCUACCCGCCUCACUGCCGCUGCGACGCGUCCAAGUGCUCGAGCCGCGACGGCGACGACUGCCACGCGGACGGCAGGCCAGACGUCGGCAACGCAGGCCGAUUGGACGGCGGUGACCCGACUGGGCUCGAGCUCUGCGACCUCUGCACCGAGUGGGCGACGGACUUGUGCGGUGAAACCGCGCUUGCGAAGGAGUGCCAAUGGGCAGGAUGCAGCGACUUCAUGAGGGACUCCGACCGCGAAGAAGAGGGCACGUUUGCGUGGGUCGACGGCAGCCCCGUCGACUACACCAACUGGGGCUCGGGCGAGCCCAACAGCUAUGGCAGUACAAAUGAGGACUGCGCCGGCUUCCACGUCUACUACACCGACGGCAAAUGGAACGACUUUACCUGCGGAGGGAUCGACAGCAACGACGGCAACGCGCCCAUCGGCUAUCGCGUCCUGCUCGACGCCAGCCAGAUGACUGGCGACCCGGCGUCUACUCUGUACGACUACGCCGACAGCAUCUCCCUCGACGCGCAGUUCCACCUCGUCGACACCAUUUCCGGGACCGAUCUCAAUCAGACCAAAAUCAUCGACCUGUGCGAGAGCGCGGCGGCAUCGGCGACGUGCGCCAUCGGCGACGGCGCCACCAUCUCCGAGCUCAAGCUGCUGCAGCUGCUCGACCGCACCGACACGAUCCGCGGGGACCCUCUCCUUGACGCCUCCGAAAUCGAGGGUGAUGGCGCGGGAAGGCCAGACGCUUGA